UGACCGCGUUACGGUGCCAUCGUUUACACGCAUUUCCCGCAUUCAGACAUCAUGAGUACGAGAUCGAAAAAAUCGUCCACGCCAUCGGUGCAGUUGCCCCCGCGGCCAUCGAGCCCCUUGAGCCCGACCCGCCACUCCAGGUUGCAGGAAAAAGCUGAUUUGCAAAACCUCAAUGACCGUCUGGCUUGCUACAUCGAAAAAGUCAGGUACUUGGAGGCCGAAAACAAUCGACUAACCCGAGAAGUCCACUCGUCGCAGGAGACAAUCACCAGAGAGACGAGCAACCUGAAAUCGAUGUAUGACCAUGAGUUGAACGAUGCUCGAAAACUGUUGGACGAAACUCAUCGGGAAAAAGCCCGAUUGGAAAUUGACGUGAAACGUCUUUUGGAGGAGAAUGAUGAACUCAAGGCGGAUCUGUCGAAGCGCACCAAGGACUUGGCGCUGGCGGAGAAUUCGGCCCGAAUCUACGAGACCAGAAGCAACGAGCUGCAGCUGAAGUUCAGCCAGGCCAAUGCCGAUGCCAAGAAGGCGAUCGGCGACCUCAAAGACAUGGAGAAGGAGCGGGACAAGCUGAAGAAGCUGUUGGACGAGCACCGCAAGCAGCUGGAGGAGGAGAGUUUGGCCAGAGUGGAAGUGGAGAACUCCAACCAGAGCUUGCGGGAGGAGCUCUCAUUCAAAGACCAGGUGUUCCAGCAGCAGCUAACAGAGACCCGCAGUCGGCGCCAAAUCGAAAUUAGCGAGAUUGAUGGGCAAUUGGCCGAACAAUAUGAGGCCAAGCUGCAGCAGGCCCUGCAAGAUCUGCGCGACCAAUACGAGGGCCAGAUGGCCAACAAUCGGCAGGAAAUUGAGCUGCUCUACGAAAACAAGAUUAAGAAUCUCCAAUCAGCCGCCAGCAGGCACUCGCAAGCCGCCAACAAUGCCAUUGAAGAAGCGCGUCAAACGCGCACCCGAAUUGACUCUUUGAGCAACCGAGUCAGUCAGCUUGAAAACGAAAACAGCGGCCUGGUUGGACGGGCCAGAGACCUGGAGAAACUUCUGGAGCACGAGCGCUUGAAGCAUGCCGAAGAGCUGGCGAUCAUCGAGGCCGACCUGCACAGGCUGCGCGAGGAAAUGUCCAAUCAGCUGCAAGAAUACCAAGACCUGAUGGACAUCAAAGUGUCUCUCGAUCUGGAAAUUGCUGCCUAUAGGAAGCUGCUGGAGUCGGAGGAAGCCAGGCUGAAGAUCAGUCCUGGAAAUGAACGUGAAGUGUCCCAUAGCAGCAGUACCCGCAGCUCUGCGCAGCGCCACACCCCGAUCCGCGCAGGAACCAAGCGCAAGCGCACCAUGAUGGAGGAGAGCCACGAAUCGAGCGUGUCCGACUACAGCGUCUCGGGCACCUCAAAGGGAGAGAUUGAGAUCGUGGACGCCGACCCAGAAGGAAAAUACGUGAAAUUGCACAACAAAAGCCAGCAGGAAGUGUCCCUAGGUGGUUGGAUUAUUCUGCGCAAGGCAGGCGGCGAAGAGUCGAAAUUCAAGUUCAACCGCUCGUUGAAGAUUGAAGCCAAAGGCUUCGUAACGAUUUGGUCUUCGGAUCUGAACAAAGAGCACGAACCGCCCCAUGAAUUGGUCAUGAAAGGGCAAAAAUGGGUGGUGGCCGACAACAUGACCACCACUUUGAUCAACCUGAACGGCGAAGAAGUUGCGGUGUCCGAAAGGGUGAAACGGCAAGUGUCCAGCUCACAUUUGCGACAUCGCGAGGCCGCGGGGUAUCUCGGCUCUGAAGAGCUCCAUCACCAAAGCGGGGACCCUCAAGCAGACGAUGACCAAAAAUGUCGACUGAUGUGAACCACCCUAUAAACUAAGUUUACUGUCGUUAGAAGUUUUAAUGCAAAAAGUCGCCUGUGUACUUAUUUCACAUUUAUUACAGUUUCAUUUUGCUAUCAAAUUAGUGAUGGAUAAAACUAGCACUUUUUGCAUUAAAAUCCCACUGGACGGACACGGGGGGAAGCUAAUUUAAGUCCAGAACGGUUUGUGCCGAGUAUUAUCAAACAAAGCUGGUCUUCAGCAUUUUUUGGUGCGUUGUUGGGGCGAGGUUUCAUACGCGCUGGUACCCAUUUGGGUAAAAAAGCGCAUAUUAACCCUUGAACAGUAGGCGGAUCAUAAACUAAAGCUGCGAAAGCGUUCUUGAAACAUUCCAAAUCUCCCUUAUUGGAAUGUUUAAAGAAGCCACACUUUUUCAUACACGCAAUUUUUAUUUUUUCUACUGUCUAAGUCUGCAGGUUUUUCAUUUUUCGCAAAACCUGCCAAAAAUAUAUGGAGACUAUAUAUAUAUUUUUAUUUUCUAUAAGUAUUGCGACUAGGCGAUUGUAGUUUAGAUUGAUCACGCAAUUUUGGCACUAAAGAUUCGCCUUUAGAACUUUUUUCAGCGGAUCCUCCACUAAGUUAGUUUAUAAAUGUUUUGUAUUUCAUCUUGUGUUCAAAUAAAUGUACUGUACACUUAUGUUAGGUUUUUAAUUUUGUACGUGCCUUACAUCGGCAGUAUAGCGAGGGUUAUUAUUCCACAUAACACUGUGUCUUAAGGUAGGGCUUGUAGUGGUUGGAGUGGUUCACUAAACAAUAAAUUAACCGUAGAAUAACUGUUUCCUACCUACUGUGUACCUCUCAUGCUAUAUGUUUUACAUAUUAUAACAAGGAUGAAUAAAUCAUACUUAUAUUUUCAACGA
Messenger RNA from Dendroctonus ponderosae (mountain pine beetle), 2702 nucleotides. RefSeq names its product lamin Dm0. NCBI's taxonomy places the organism in Eukaryota, Metazoa, Arthropoda, Insecta, Coleoptera, Curculionidae. The record is from RefSeq and is a predicted model, not a curated record.